Molecule: messenger RNA, 856 nt
Organism: Nelumbo nucifera (sacred lotus)
Lineage: Eukaryota; Viridiplantae; Streptophyta; Magnoliopsida; Proteales; Nelumbonaceae
Product: transmembrane emp24 domain-containing protein p24delta3-like
Source: RefSeq, a predicted model, not a curated record
CAGAGAUUGAGAGAUAGUUAUCUGGGUUCUUGUUUCUGGUCCCUAUCCGUUGAAUCUUCGAGGCUUUCGCUUGUUCCAUCUCUGUUCACAACCAGAGUGGGCAAGCGAAAGAGAUCAAUCAAGAAAUAGAAGGUGCUCUUGCUUCGUUGGUUCAAGUUUUCUACAGGGAAAACGAUGAUGGAGCUACGCAUCCCGGCUUUGUUUCUUCUUGUAAGUUCGAUGGGUCUUCUUCUACCUUUGGGGGAAGCGAUUUGGUUGAGUAUUCCUCCAUCAAGGACCAAGUGCGUUUCAGAAGAAAUCCACAACGACGCCAUCAUCUCAGGUGAUUACAGUCUCAUCGCCGACGACCUAGCACACGCCCCCACCAUCACUGCCAAGGUGGCAUCUCCAUAUGGGAACACAGUUUAUAGUGCAGAAAAUGUCACUCAUGGUCAUUUUGCAUUCACAGCCACCGAGGUUGGGAACUACUUGGUAUGUUUUUGGUUGGAUGGCCAUCAUCCAGAUGCAGGAGUAAGUGUUAACCUUGAUUGGAAAAUCGGAAUUGCUGCAAAGGACUGGGAUUCUAUGGCAAAAAAAGAAACGAUCGAGGAUGUUGAGCUUGAGCUGAAGAAACUUGAGGCAAUGACGGACUCCAUUUAUGAUACUAUGUUCCAUAUCAGAAGCAGGGAAGCGGAAAUGAGGAACAUAAGUGAAGAUAUCAAUGCCAGAGUAGCAUGGCUCAGUAUCAUGUCCUUGGGGAUCUGCAUAGUGGUUUCGGCUUUACAGUUAUGGUAUUUGAAGAGCUACUUCGUAAGGAAGAGGCUUAUUUAGACUUGAUGGGUUGACUACAUCCCUGUUCCCUUGUAUCUGAGCCAAA